Oryza sativa Japonica Group (Japanese rice) is the source of this 1004-nucleotide messenger RNA. Its product is annotated as RING-H2 finger protein ATL39. Lineage: Eukaryota; Viridiplantae; Streptophyta; Magnoliopsida; Poales; Poaceae. The record is from RefSeq and is a predicted model, not a curated record.
AGCGACGUUUAUUUAACUAAAACCAAACCUCCUUUGACUCUAAAAAAAAUACUAACAACUUUUGAAGAGCGUUUAUUUCUCCAACGGUGAUCGCGAUGUGCAUGCUCGUGCUCCUCGCCAGUCGCCACCGGAUCCAGAUGAACAUAUACCACAUCAAUCUCCUUCUUCUUGUUGACAAUUAAAAGUUGUGCAUCCAACGCGUUCAUCGCCGGAAGUGACAAGGUACAAUAGCGCAGCAUCGAUCAAUGGCCAGGCGAUGCCUCGUCACGUCGUCGGACACCGCGGCGCCGCCGCCACCUGCGGCGGCCGGCGCCGCGGCUACUCAGGCGCCGCAUUUGCCGCGGCGGGGCCUGCACGGGCCGGCCGCCAUGAAGGUGGCCAUCGCCGGCAACGUCGUGGUGGCGGUGCUCUUCGUCGCCGUCAUCGUCUGGCGGCUCUUCUUCUUCGGGGGUAGAGAUCGAGCCGGCGGCGCGGCGGCCUCCGCCGCCGCCGAUGCGGACGGAGAGUCGUCCUCCGCCGGGAGCUCGCCGUGCGCGUCGCCUCGGGCGGGCGGCGGCCUGGGGAGAGAGGACCUCAUGGCGCUGCCGGUGUACGUGCACGGCGCGUCGGCGGCGGCGGACGGCGGCGCCAAGGCGGAGGAGUGCGCGGUGUGCAUAGGCGAGCUCAGGGACGGCGACACCGGCCGUCUCCUGCCCAGGUGCGGGCACCGCUUCCACGCCGAGUGCGUCGACAAGUGGUUCCGGUCGCACGCCACAUGCCCGCUCUGCCGCGCCGCCGUCGCCGCCGCGGACGGCGACUCCGGCGGCGAGGGCGACACCAAGGUAGCGGUUGUGCAGCAAGACGUGUAGUAAUUAAUAAUUAGUGAAGAAUGUGAGAUGAACACAUGUACAUGAUGCACUAGCCAAUAGUGUUCAAGAACUGCAUGCAUGCAUAUGCUUGUUGGAAAUGCUACUCAAUUCAUCUUUCGAUGUGAUGGGGGAAAAAUCACAUGGUCUAUAUCUCUU